AUGGUCAGUCCGCCCCUGCCAAUGGGUAAAGUGCAAAUAGUCUUGCUGUACAAACAAUAUCAGGCCCCCGAAGGGUACGGGGCCCAGACAAUACCAACAAUACUAUUCAUCUAUUUUCCUGUGCCCCAAAACAGAAUGUCACACUUGGACUUUACUGUCAGUAGAUGCUAUAAAGCAGGGGCGGACUGACAACUCAUGGGGCCCCCAGGCAAUAGGGGAUCAUGGGGCCCCUGUGUCCUUGCCCAAACUCAAAAAAGCCUAUGAAAAAGGUACCAGGGGCAUCUCAUGGGGCCCC
Staurois parvus is the source of this 295-nucleotide messenger RNA. NCBI's taxonomy places the organism in Eukaryota, Metazoa, Chordata, Amphibia, Anura, Ranidae. The record is from the annotation of a GenBank genome assembly.